UCUGGUGCCGCCACAGUUGCGACUCUGUUCUGUCAGGUAAUGGAGUCCCUAACUUCAGCUUCAGUUUUCUCAUGACCGACAAACCCAGUAGCAGAAUUCAGGUCUCCGGAGGCCAGAGAAACGGAGCGGAAGUUCCUCACUCGCCAUCUUUCUUUUGGGCAACGCUCUUGUCACUGCUCUCUCUGCUGAGGGAGCUUGGAGUCGCUGGACUAUAAGAGGCUGUAGAACUGCUCCACCCUGGAGCCGCGCGUAAGGCUGCUUGAAGUCCGGAGCUCAGCCAUGGACUCUAUAUCCUUUAAGGAUGUAGCUGUGAACUUCACCGCAGAGGAGUGGGCUUUGCUAAAUUCUACCCAAAAAAGACUGUACAGAGAUGUGAUGCAGGAAACCUGCAGGAACCUGGCUGCCAUAGCAAAAAAGCAAGAAGACUGUAUCCUUGAAGAUGACUCUGAAAAUUUAUGGAAAAUUCUUCCCAUUUCAAUUCAGACUGAAUACAAACUAUGUGAGAGUCAAGAAUAUUCAGAGAAACCAGGCACAUGUAAGGAGUGUGGGAAAUUCUUUAGUUCUCCCCAAAGUUUUCUGAAACAUAUGAAGACUCACACUGAAGAGAAAACUUAUAAAUAUAAACAAACUGAAGACGGUUUUAGCAGACACAAUUUUGUUCAAGGGCAUGAAAGAAUGCAUGCUACAGAAAAGCCCUAUGUGUUAAAGCAGAGUGGGAAAGACUCUUUGACUCUUGCUGGUAUUCAACAGCACAUAAUAACACAUAAUGGAGAUGGGCCAUAUAUAUGUAAAGUAUGUGGUAAAGUCUUUCACUCUUCCAGUUCUUUCUUGACACAUAAAAGAGCUCACACUGGAGAACAGCUUUAUAUAUGUAAGCAAUGUGGCAAAACCUUCACUUAUUCUAGUGGCCUUCGCCGCCAUGAAAGGACCCAUAGUGGAGAGAAACCCUAUGAAUGCAAGCAAUUUCUGAAAGUCUUUCCUUCUUUGAGGAAGGUUGAAAGUCAUGAACAAACUCACAAUGGAAUAAAAUACAUAUGUAAUCAAUGUGGGAUAGCCCUCAGUGAGCACAGUUCCCUUCAGUGCCAUGAGACAAUUCAUAGUUUAGGGAAACCCUAUGUAUACAAGCAAUGUGGGAAGACAUUCACUUGUUCUAGUGCCUUGCGAAGACAUGAACGAAUUCAUACUGGAGUGAAACCCUAUGAAUGCAAGGUAUGCAAGAAAGCCUUCAUUGAUUGCAGUUCUCUUCAGUGCCAUGAAAGGAUUCAUAGUGGAGAGAAACCUUAUGUAUGUAAGCUGUGCGGGAAAGCAUUCAGUCGUCAAGGCUCUUUGAAAUGUCAUGAAAGAAUCCAUAGUGGAGAAAAGCCCUAUGCAUGUAAGCAGUGUGGGAAAGCCUUCAUGCAUCACAAUGCUCUUCGAUACCAUGAACAGAUUCACAGGGGAGAGAAGGCCUAUGGCUGUAAGCAAUGUGGGAAAGCCUUUGUGUUGAGCAGCGCACUGAAAAAACAUGAGCGAAUCCAUAGUGGAUUAAAACCUUGUCUAUGCAAAGUGUGUGGGAAAGCCUUCACAUUUCAUAGUUCCCUCCAUUGCCAUGAAAGGACUCACACUGGGGAGAAACCCUAUGUAUGUAAACAGUGUGGGAAAGCUUUUAUGUAUCACAGUUCUCUUCGUUGCCAUGAAAAUAUUCACACUGCAGAGAAACCCUAUGUGUGUAAGCUGUGUGGGACAGCCUUCACUUAUCACAGUUCUCUUCAACGCCAUGAAAGAAUCCACAGGGGAGAGAAACCAUAUGUAUGUAAAUUCUGUGCUAAAGCCUUCACUGAUCAUAGUUCCCUACGAUGCCAUGAAAGAAUUCACACUGGAGAGAAACCAUAUGUAUGUAAACAAUGUGGAAAAUCCUACAGUACUCAGGGUUCUCUUAGAUACCAUGAAAGGGUGCACUGUGUGUAAACUACGUUGGAAGACCUUCUCCUUUUUGAAUAAGUUUUAAUUUCAUUAACUCAAAAAAUAUGGUUGUAAGUAAGCUUUACCAUGUUCUGGUUCUCGUAAAGAAAUAGAGACACAGUAGAAACUUAUCUCUAAAUAUAGACUAAAGGAAAGCUUUAGAUCUUUUUAGCAAACAUGAGGGCAUAAUGAAUUUAACUUGUAUCAAUGUAAAGCAUAUGGAAUUAUCUCUAUUUUUCUCAGUUCAGUUCUGAGAAACCACUAUGGGAAUGAAAAGAUGUCUCAGUUUGUAUAGUCCCUGCCACAGAUGCAUGAGAUCCUGGGUUUAA
Messenger RNA from Rattus rattus (black rat), 2270 nucleotides. Its product is annotated as zinc finger protein 709-like. Gene Ontology annotation, biological process: regulation of DNA-templated transcription. NCBI's taxonomy places the organism in Eukaryota, Metazoa, Chordata, Mammalia, Rodentia, Muridae. Bases 280 to 1947 code for a protein of 555 amino acids. The record is from RefSeq and is a predicted model, not a curated record. Gene Ontology annotation, cellular component: nucleus. The transcript has 3 exons.